AUGGUUGUUGGUGUCGGCAUUGAGGGCCAGGAAGUCGGGUACCUGGUGGCGGCGGGAAUCAUGUGUCUCCUGGCUCUGAUCUUCGCCACGAUAACACUAACAACAGUCAAACAACGGACAGCAUUCCAGCAGGAGAAGACAGAUGAGCCGUUGAGAAGCAGUCUGAUGCGAGUGAUGACACAUAGACCCUCCGUCUGUGCAUUUCUUCUGUCCUUGUGCUUCUUCACGAUCAGUCACACUAUUCAACAGAGUCUGGCGCUCUAUGUGCAGUUUUCCCUGGGACUUGCAAGUCAGGUGCAGAACUGUCUGCUAGUUCUUGUGGGCUCCUGUGUGAUAGGCAUUCCUGUUGUAACGGCGCUGAUGUCCAAGUUUGGCAAGACUCCUGUAUCAGUCGGCAACAUCCUGAUCUUGAUACCCAUUGUGUUAGGACUUCUGUUCGUGCCCGGAAAUCUUGUUUCUGCUCUACUACUGCUCGCGGUAUUUGGAAUGGCAUAUUCUCUGCUGUUCACUGUGCCAUGGAUGAUGCUAUCUGAUGUGUCAGACCUCCUGAAGCUUCAGACGGGCAGAAGUUAUGACACUGUGCUGCACGGUGUCAUCAGCACCGCCCAGCGGAUAACGGGGGCCAUUGCAUUUGGCGCCAAUUCAGUUGCCCUGGAAAUCGGCGGCUACGAGAGCGGCGGCUGUGACCAGCCAGAGUCAGUAGGCAGGGCUAUCCGCUGGAACGUGACCAUGGUGCCGAUGUUGUGCCUUGUGUUGAGUCUGGCGGUUCUGUGGCAGUAUCCAGUCACGGAGGAGAUGAGACAGAGAACUAAGGAAGCUCUGAAACAUAUAAGGAAAACUGGUGAAGAAGGACUACGACAAAAGGAGAAGACGAAAAGUGACGACAUCACAUCAGAUAAAGUUAUUGGAAAGGUGCGGGGAAAGCAAAGUGGAGACGGAAUGGAGAAUUUCGGCUUCUCGGCCUAAACAUAAUCUUACACCAAAUCAGAAGUUCUCCAGCUGAUGCAGUUUACGUCUAGGCUAAAAGAGGUCGCUUUUGAGCAACAUAGUCCCACGUCCAAUUAGUCCUUCACUAUCAUACCGUAGAAAAACACACACAGUACAUGUAUAUCUAUGAAUUGAUUUUUUUUUAAGGCAAAAACUUUAGUUGCUAUCAUUUUCUUUUUGUAGAAAAGAUCAUCAAACCUAUUCUUCUAGUUUCAGCCCACCUCUGCUCCAAUAGUGUACAUUGCAGGUAGAAAACAAAAGAACAACCCACCUAAUGACUAUGGAAUAGUCACCGGUCAAAGCGCUUGGUCAGGCUUAUCCCGUUUUCAAUAAGUUUAGUCAUAGCUUCCGGUGAGGAACAAUGAGCCGGUGGGCAAGUUGAAGUUUACAAGUUGUGGGCGCGGCGAAAUGUUAUACAAAAUUCCAAUGACUACUACGCAGAAUACUUCUGCGUUAGUUUUGCAAACAUUUUAAAAGUUAGUUAUUACAUUAUGGUGAUUUUGAGUGACAGUUUAACGAUUAAUAUUCCAAAGUUCACUUGACAUUCGCUUGACAUGUCUAAGCACUGUAUGUAACCGAACAUACGUGAUAUAUGCCACGUCGUAUCCGAUAUGCUACAUGUGCCUUCUGAAAUAUGUUACGUUGUCAGACUAUAUCUUUAAGUUGAUAUUUAAGAGUUUUUAAAGUAUUAUUAUUCUCUAAGAAUAAGUAAGAUAGACGAACAAAUUGUCUUGGACAUUUUUCGUUUGACGAGUGGAAAACGCCAUAAACAUUAUACUCUACGUAAUGGCAAUAGACGCAUAUGCAUAGUAAAAGACAGCCGCACUGGGCUACUGGACUGGAUUCUAAGAAGGAAUAAAACUUGAUCUUUGAUUUUUUACGUCACUCAAUUGGUCCACUUUCACUCUUACUUUGUCUUCGCAGAAGUUCCCACCGCACCUCACCACACCUAUUUGUUUUUCAUUACCUUUUCACAAACAUCCGUUACAUGUAUUAACGUUAACUUAACCGUCAUGGUGGCCAGAGAACUUGGUCAACAGAAAUGUACUUUGUGGCCCCAAAACUAUUUGCUAAAGCCCAAGAGCAAUACGA
Molecule: messenger RNA, 2079 nt
Organism: Branchiostoma floridae (Florida lancelet)
Lineage: Eukaryota; Metazoa; Chordata; Leptocardii; Amphioxiformes; Branchiostomatidae
Product: sodium-dependent lysophosphatidylcholine symporter 1-like
Exons: 9
Coding region: 1-966 (321 amino acids)
Biological process (GO): carbohydrate transport
Cellular component (GO): membrane
Molecular function (GO): symporter activity
Source: RefSeq, a predicted model, not a curated record